AUGGCCAACAAUGACAAGACCAGCAACGAUCCAGUGGCGGCCAUGACCUCCACCGAUGAACCUGAAACGUAUCCGAGCGAGUUCAGCUCCUUGGAUCUAUCGCCUCCAACCGCAAAAGCCAUCCAAGAUAUGGGUUUCACCAAGAUGACCGAAGUCCAGGCUCGGACGAUCCCGCCCCUGAUGACCGGAAGAGACGUGCUCGGUGCCGCCCGGACUGGUAGUGGCAAGACCUUGGCCUUCCUAAUUCCCGCCGUCGAGAUGCUCAGUAGGCUCCAGUUUAAACCCAGAAACGGUACCGGGGCUAUCAUCGUCUCUCCCACCAGAGAGCUGGCCCUACAAAUCUUUGGGGUCGCUCAAGAACUCAUGAAACAUCACAGUCAAACCUUCGCCAUCGUGAUCGGAGGGGCAAAUCGGAAAGCCGAAGCUGAAAAAUUGGUCAAAGGUGUCAAUCUACUGAUCAGUACACCCGGUAGACUAUUGGAUCAUCUUCAGAAUACAAAAGGAUUUGUGUUUUCGAACCUCAAAGCAUUAGUUGUCGAUGAAGCCGAUCGGAUCUUAGAGAUCGGAUUCGAAGAUGAGAUGCGGCAGAUCAUCUCACUGCUACCAUCGGAAAACCGCCAAUCGAUGCUCUUCUCGGCCACCCAGACGACCAAAGUACAAGACCUCGCCCGCAUCUCACUCCGCCCCGGGCCACUCUACAUCAACGUCGAUGCCGACAAACAGGAGGCCACCGUCCAGGGCCUCGAACAGGGCUACGUAGUCUGUGAUAGCGACAAACGCUUCCUUUUGUUGUUCACUUUCCUAAAGAAAAGCCUCAAGAAAAAAGUCAUCGUCUUCUUCUCCAGUUGUAACUCGGUCAAAUAUCAUGCCGAAUUACUCAAUUAUAUCGACAUCCCUGUCUUGGACCUUCACGGCAAACAAAAACAACAAAAGCGAACCAACACGUUUUUUGAAUUUUGUAACGCGACAACUGGGAUCUUACUCUGUACAGAUGUAGCCGCUCGAGGGUUGGAUAUCCCCAAGGUGGACUGGAUCAUCCAAUUCGACCCACCCGAUGAUCCGCGUGAUUAUAUCCAUCGGGUCGGACGGACCGCUCGGGCGGGUAAAUCUGGCAGGAGUCUGUUGUUCUUGUUGCCCAGCGAAUUGGGAUUUCUAAGGUUCCUCAAAAUGGCCAAGGUGCCUCUGAAUGAAUACAGCUUUCCUAUGGAUAAAUUGGCUAACGUCCAAGGACAACUCGCCAAGUUAAUAUCGAAGAAUUACUACCUACACCAAUCAGCGCGCGAUGGAUUUCGUUCAUAUAUCCAAUCAUAUGCCUCUUAUAGUUUAAAAAAGAUCUUCGAUGUGAACAAGUUAGACUUGCACAAAAAAAAACUUCUCGUUAGGAGACCUAGCAAUGCGAAUCGUCGCAAGGAACAGCUUGGAAGUAAAGCCCUCGCUAAAGAACAUUAUCGCUCAAAUGGCCCACGCUCUCAGCCUUCUUCUUCUGAUCGCAAACAAUGGUCACGGUGA
Molecule: messenger RNA, 1509 nt
Organism: Puccinia triticina
Lineage: Eukaryota; Fungi; Basidiomycota; Pucciniomycetes; Pucciniales; Pucciniaceae
Exons: 6
Coding region: 1-1509 (502 amino acids)
Biological process (GO): maturation of LSU-rRNA from tricistronic rRNA transcript (SSU-rRNA, 5.8S rRNA, LSU-rRNA)
Cellular component (GO): nucleolus
Molecular function (GO): nucleic acid binding; ATP binding; RNA helicase activity
Source: RefSeq, a predicted model, not a curated record